Amphimedon queenslandica is the source of this 2920-nucleotide messenger RNA. RefSeq names its product vinculin-like. The transcript has 22 exons. Gene Ontology annotation, molecular function: actin filament binding. Gene Ontology annotation, biological process: cell adhesion. The coding region runs from base 145 to 2712 and encodes 855 amino acids. NCBI's taxonomy places the organism in Eukaryota, Metazoa, Porifera, Demospongiae, Haplosclerida, Niphatidae. The record is from RefSeq and is a predicted model, not a curated record.
AUAGUGUUAAUAGGUGCGAAAAGUGGAGGUACAAGAGAGACGGAGUCACUUGUUUAGUACCCAGUUUCCUAUAGCUCUCCUGCUCUCCCUGCUUAAUAAAACUUCCAAAGAUUACCUUGCCUCUAGUGUUAAUUCAACGGAGACAUGCCGUACGUUUUCCAUACUAAAGUUAUUCAGAGCAUAUUGGACCCUGUGGCCCAACAGGUCUCUCAAUUAGUGAUACUUCACGAAGAAGCUGAAAAGGGUAGGAUUGUGUCCGAUCUCGUCCAACCAGUCACUGCAGUCAAGGCUGCCGUUGAUAACCUUGUGGAAGUUGGUAGGCAGACAUUGAAAUCUGCCAAAGAUGAAAAGGUUCACACAGACAUGCCUCCUACAUUUGAAGCAAUAGAGUCAGCUUGUACCCUUUUGUUGCAAGCAGCCAAAGGACUUAGUCAAGAAGAACAGACUCCUACUGAUAAGAAGAAGCUGCUUGAUGGAUCUAGAGGUAUUCUGCAAGGUGUGUCACACCUUUUGUUGGUAUAUGAUCAAUAUGAAGUGAGGAAAAUAAUUAAAACAUGCGAAGGAGUCAUUGACUAUAUUAAAGUUGCUGAGAUAGUCCAGAGUAUGGAGGAAUUGCUCCAAUUUACAAAGAACCUUUCACCAGCUAUUACUAACAUGACCAAGCAAGUUGACGGCAGGAGAGAAGAUCUCACCAAUGCAUCACACGCUGCCAUACUAGAGGAUGAAUCGGAACAAGUAAAGAAAGGAUUGCCUCUGCUUCUCUCUGCUAUGAAAGCAUUUGUGACCAUCAAACGUGAUGGCCGUAAGGGAGCUGAAGAUGCUCAAGAAAACAGGAAUUAUAUUGUUGGUGCUAUUACUGACUCAAUCCGUGAGAUUAUUCGUGUCCUUCAGUUGACGUCACCCACUGAAGAGCUAGGGCCUCUUGCUGGAGCAGGGGAUGAAGGAGCUUGGGGCGCUCCGCCCGGUUCAAUUGCAGCCAAAGUCAUUCAAGCAAAAGAGCUGUUAGAGGAAACUGGAAAGAGCACAGAGACUGAUGAAGCUGGAAUAAUGGCCGUCUCAUCCGUUACAAGUGAAGCAAGAAUAUUAGCCCAAGCAUUUUCUCCUGAAAAAAGGGCAGAGAUUGAGAAGAUUUGUGAUGAAAUUGAUACUUUGGCAGCUGGUCUUGCAGCGCUACAAGCAAGAGGAGAGGGUUCCAGUGCUGAGGCAAAGGCACUUGCAGCUGCCAUCAGUCAGAAACUUGAUGUUUUGGAGAAGGCACUAAAAACAUCCACUACAGCAAAUAUUGUUACUGAGUUUAAAGAUCCAUUGAGACCUCUUCAAAACCUCACCGAAGCAGCUCAAGCAGCAGUUGGCACACCUGGAAGAGAUGAGAAGUUUGCUACAAGAGUCUCAGAGUUUGAUAAAGCUAGCAUCAGAAUGGCCGAGACUGCUCAUGAUUUUGCUAAAUCUGGUGGAGUAAUGGACAAAAAAACUGCCAAUGAUAUCAUAUCCACAUCAGGAAAAGCUAAAGCUCUAGCCCCUCAAGUGGUCCAUGCUGCCAGGAUGCUCUUUAACAAUCCUGACAAUGAAGUUACUAAAGAGCACUAUGGUCAGAUAAAGGACGACUAUCAAGGUGAAGUACUGAAGUUACAAAAGCUGGUCGAUGGGGCAGUUGAUCCAGUCGAAUUUGUAUCUCUAUCAGAUGAGCAAAUAAAGAGAGAGGUUGAAGAGGCUAAGGCGGCCAUUAAAGCUGGUGACCCACAGAAAGCUUUCAAUCAUGUCUCCAAUGCAGCAAGGCUGGCCAAUAGAGUGGCUCAGAUGGCUAAGAGUGAAAUGGCUAAUACUGAAGACCCAGCUUAUUCACAGGAGCUACAAAGGGUUGCUGACAAUGUCACAUCAAGUAUUGCCCCUAUGGUUCAAGCUGCCCGAGCUGCUAUACAGCAACCAGCUAGUGAAGUUGCUCUUGCUCAAUUCUCACAAAAAGCAGAAAAGCUUUCUAAGGAAGUUCGUGAGGUUUACUCAGUUCUUGAUAAUCAUUACAAUCCUCCUCCUCCUCCCUCUCCUCCUCCCCCACCCACUCCACCUCCUCCCGAAGAGCCUCCUUCACGUCCUCCUCCUCCAGAAGACACAGCUCCCGAGAGACCUCCUCCUCCUAUGGAAGAAAUUGAUGAAAUGGAACAGGAGGCUCCUCUCCAAUCCUCCAAUCCUAUUGCUUUUGCUGCUCAUCAUCUUCACCAAGAGGCCAAGCAGUGGGAUGAUCAGGAUAACAAUAUGGUUGCUGCUGCGAAGAGGAUGGCAAGAAUGAUGAUGAAAAUGUCAAAGUUUGCCAGAGGUGAGGAGGGUGAGAUAAAGACCAAGGCCGAUUUUAUCAAGAUGGCACGUCUCAUUGCAAAAGAGAGUGAAGAGGUUGUGAAGCUUGCUAAACAAGUUGCAAAUGCUUGCACUGAUAAACGUAUGAAGAGGACUCUCCUUCAAGUUGUUGAUGCACUCCCUACUAUUGGAACACAGCUCAAGAUCAUAGCAACAGUUAAAGCUACCAGACAAGGAGGAGAUGAUCCUGAGGCUGAUAAAGAAGCAACUGAAAUGUUGACUGACAAUGCUCAGAAUCUCAUGAAGGCUGUGUCUGAAGUUCUUUAUGCAACAGAAGCAGCUGCCAUCAGAGUACCUCCUGAAAUCCGCUCCACUCUAUCCGGUGUCACUUGGGUCAAGAAAGGGAAAUCCAAAGCUUCCUAAGUCUGCCAUUUCACAACGAGGGUCUCCAAAGACGUUAAUUUUUACUUGAUCAAUUUUUUUGUUUUAAACCUUUUCAUUUUUUCCCAAUCAUUGUAGUUGUUAGUAGGCAGCAACUUAUUAUUAAUUUGUAGUUUUAUUCUUAUCCAUCAUGAUGUUGAUUCAUGUAUGCUUAUUUUAUUUUUUUGGAAUGAUGCUUAAUGUUAACCUA